Molecule: messenger RNA, 1539 nt
Organism: Sporothrix schenckii 1099-18
Lineage: Eukaryota; Fungi; Ascomycota; Sordariomycetes; Ophiostomatales; Ophiostomataceae
Exons: 2
Coding region: 1-1539 (512 amino acids)
Biological process (GO): transmembrane transport
Cellular component (GO): membrane
Molecular function (GO): transmembrane transporter activity
Source: RefSeq, a predicted model, not a curated record
AUGGCAGGCAGUGACAGUGACAAGAUGCCUGCGGGCACUGAUGAAGCCUAUCGUGUCCAGACAGAGCUCAGCACCAACGCCAUGGACGAAAAGGCCAUGUCUGGCGGUGACGGGAUUAGCAAGGGUGACCGUGACGCCCUGAACGCCGAGAUCCUGAACGAGUACUCUCCGAAGGAGCAGCAGCGCAUCAUGCGGCACAUCGACCGCCGUCUCGUUGUGGUGAUUGGCUUCAUGUACUGCGUGUCGCUCAUGGACCGCACGAACCUCGGCGCCGCCAACAUUGCAGGCAUGGAAACCGACUUGGGCCUCAAAAUUGGCACUCGGUACUCGAUCAUCACGCUCGUCUUCUUUAUUCCCUACAUCCUGCUACAGCCGCCCUCGACGGUCAUUGUCCGCCGCAUCGGGCCCCGGAUCCACCUUUCCCUCAUCACGUUCCUGUGGGGCUGUGUCAUGAUCGGUAUGGGCUUUGUAAAGUCGUGGGGUGUCAUGGCAGGCCUGCGCGUCAUACUUGGCAUCCUCGAGGCGGGCUUCUUCCCCAGCUGCGUGUAUCUGCUCAGUACGUGGUACACCCGCUACGAGGUCGGCAAGCGAAACGCGCUGUUUUAUCUCCUCGGCUGCGUCGCGUCUGCGUUUGCAGGCGCCCUCGCCGCUGGCAUCAUGCAGAUGGCCGGCAUCUCGAACCUGAACGGCUGGCAGUGGAUCUUUAUCAUCCAGGGACUGAUCACGGUCGCCAUUGCCAUUGUUGGUUUCUGGCUUCUGGUGGACUUCCCCGAUUCGAAGCGCAAAACGUGGUCUUUCCUGGGCGAGCGCGAGCGCUCCUGGGUGAUGGCCCGUGUCCAUGCCGACCGUGGCGAUGUCACCCUGCCGCCGUUUCAUCUUAAAGAGUACCUCAAGUGCGGCCUCGACUGGAAGCUCUGGGCCUACGGCAUGAUGUUCUUCAACACCACCACAGUGUCCUACGCGCUUGCGUACUUCUUGCCCAUCAUCUUGGUCGGCAGCAUGGGCUUCUCCGUUGUCGAAGCCCAGUGCCUGGUUGCGCCGCCCUAUGUCUUUGCCGGCAUCGUAAUGAUCGCCUCGAGCUGGAUCGGCGACCGCUACCGCAUCCGUGGCCCGCUUGUCGCCUUCAAUGCCCUGCUGUGCCUGAUUGGCCUGCCCAUCGUCGGAUUCCAUCACAAUGCCGGUGUGCGCUACUUUGGCGUGUUUUUGCUGACGGCCGGCGCCAAUGCCAACGUGCCGACGGUCAUGUCGUACCAGGCCAACAACAUUCGCGGCCAGUGGAAGCGGGCGUUUGCGAGUGCGCUGUUUGUCGGCUUCGGCGGUGUCGGCGGCAUCUGCGGUAGUCUGGUCUUCCGCUCCCAGGACAGCCCCAAAUACCUGCCCGGCAUUUACGCUUGCAUUGCGGUGUCGCUGUUGACUUUGAUUUUGGUGGCCAUAGUGAGCAUCAGCUCCUACCGCAAGAACAAAAAGGCCGACCGAGGUGAGAUUGAGCUGGAGGCCCAUGAGGAGGACUACCAGCCUGGGUUCCGCUACACAUACUGA